AUGGGUAUCCUGCUAUCCCUGCCUUUCACAGGCAUUCUCGGGACGGUGGUUACGUCGUCCAUUGCAGGCAUUGCGUUCUGCUUCACUUCAACCGCUGCAUCCAUGUUCUUCAAGUCAUGCAACUGUAACUCGUCCAUCGCAACGCGUGUCGGGUUCGCCAUCAUCUUCUGUUUGAACUCCAUGUUUGCAUGGCUUAUGAAGACUCCGCUUGCGAUACAGACGAUAGAGCGUUGGAGCCAUGGGUACCUGGAGAUGGAUUGUGAAGGGGGGAAGUGUUAUGGUGUACUUGCGGUACACCGCAUUUGUUUUGCGCUCUCACUGCUCCACUUCAUACUGGGCGCGUUGCUCAUUGGCGUGAAGGAUACCAAAGACAAGCGUGCCUCUAUUCAGAAUGGAUGGUGGGGUCCGAAGGUCCUGCUUUGGCUCAUCUUGGUCGGGGUAUCCUUCUUUAUCCCCAACGGCUUCUUCAUGGUAUGGGGGAACUAUAUCGCCCUCAUUGGUGCAACGAUCUUCAUCCUCCUGGGUCUCGUCCUCCUCGUUGACUUCGCGCACUCCUGGUCCGAGACAUGCCUCGAGAACUGGGAGGCCUCGAACUCGAACACCUGGCAGUGGAUCCUCAUCGGUAGCACGGCGGGCAUGUACUCCACGGCGAUCACGCUCACGGGCGUGCUCUUCGCCUUCUUCUCGUCGUCCGGCUGCACGCUCAACCGCUUCUUCAUCGGCUUCAACCUCGCGCUCUGCAUUCUCAUCACAGUCCUCUGUGUACACCCGACCGUGCAGGAGCACAACCCGCGCUCCGGCCUCGCGCAGGCGAGCAUGGUCGCCGCGUACUGCACAUACCUCGUCAUGUCCGCUAUAGGCAAUCACGAGCACGCGCAGUGUAACCCCUUGCGGCGCGGAGGCCUCGGCGAGGGCACACGCACGACAACAGUCGUCCUUGGCGCGCUAUUCACGUUCCUCGCGAUCGCAUAUUCAACGAGCCGUGCAGCGACGCAGAGCAGAGCGCUCGUGGGAAAGGGCCGCUCGGGCGGUGCGGUGCAGCUGCCGAUCGAUUCAGAUGGACACGCGGAAAUGGGUGUCGUCAACACACAACCGAGUCGGAUGGAAUCGCCUCGCUAUCAGGCGCUGCUUGCUGCCGUAGAAGCUGGUGCCAUCCCCGCGUCAGCGCUUGACGAGGAGGAUGAAGACGAUGAGGACGAGAUCGUAGGUGAGACGCGGGACGACGAGCGUACCGGUACACGGUACAAUUACUCGUGGUUCCAUCUCAUUUUCGCCAUUGGUGCGAUGUAUGUGGCAAUGCUUCUUACCGAUUGGAACGUCGUCAAGGCAAACAAGGGUGAGGUCGAUGAUGUCUACAUCGGGCGUUCGGAGGUGGCGAUGUGGAUGCGGAUUGUCUCCGGUUGGGUCUGCAUGCUUUUGUACAUCUGGAGCUUGCUCGCGCCUGUGCUCAUGCCAGAUCGGUUUGAUGACUUCUAGCAUGAGUAAGUAAACUGUAUAUUUUAGUUACCUUGUGUAUUUU
Messenger RNA from Postia placenta MAD-698-R-SB12, 1519 nucleotides. RefSeq lists its product as hypothetical. Gene Ontology annotation, cellular component: membrane. The record is from RefSeq and is a predicted model, not a curated record. The coding region runs from base 1 to 1476 and encodes 491 amino acids. Lineage: Eukaryota; Fungi; Basidiomycota; Agaricomycetes; Polyporales; Adustoporiaceae. The transcript is spliced from 9 exons.